Teleopsis dalmanni is the source of this 3304-nucleotide messenger RNA. It is a transcript of the gene Eip74EF, whose product is annotated as ecdysone-induced protein 74EF. Gene Ontology annotation, biological process: cell differentiation; regulation of transcription by RNA polymerase II. The transcript is spliced from 4 exons. Gene Ontology annotation, molecular function: DNA-binding transcription factor activity, RNA polymerase II-specific; sequence-specific DNA binding. Gene Ontology annotation, cellular component: nucleus. The record is from RefSeq and is a predicted model, not a curated record. The coding region runs from base 124 to 2643 and encodes 839 amino acids. Lineage: Eukaryota; Metazoa; Arthropoda; Insecta; Diptera; Diopsidae.
ACAGAAACAGAAAAUCUGUUAAUCUGAAAAAAUUUAACAUUUGAGCAAGUGUCCAAAAAACAAUACAUGAAAGUUACAAUUAAAGAAUUUUAAUUUACAAAAGAGGACACCAAAACAGUUAUUAUGAUUAUGGUGCAACAUUUGGUGACACCGAAUCCCCAUUCGUAUGUCAGUCAGGCCUUAUCGGGCUCAGUAGAAUCUGCGUCCGCCACAACAUUGGCCGCAACGAAUGCAAGUGUGACCGCAAUGUCAACACCGGGUACUUCACCAACACCAGCCGAACUAGCACAGCAAAGCACUACUCCAGCACCAGUGCCAGCAACAACACCAACACCACCGCCGCCCACUCAAAACACACCAACCAUCACACCAACAGCAACAACAACAACAAUCAUAGCAACUGCAAUGCAUGGCAGUGUAAGUGCAAUUGCUGAUAAGGUGCAGACUCAGAUUCAAACUCAGACUCAGACUAAACUUAACUGUGCAAUAAGUGCAAGUAAUGCGUCGUCCCCUUAUCCGACAAGAGACUACGAGCACAACAGCAACAGCUACCAUAGCUGGAGUAAUAAUACAAUGGAUGAAGUGAAUGCUAGCAAAGAACUGCCACGUGCCAUAGACUUUAAAGGAUCCUUAACUCACAUUGAGCCAGCCGCAAAUCUAAAUAUAAGUUCACAUACAAGUGAAAGCAACAACAACAACAACAAUAAUAAUAAUAAUAACAAUAUCAUUAAUAACAACAACAAUGAUGAGGAUGUUGAUGUUGAGGAGCAUUACAAGAACAAAUCCACUGUGACGGCAAAUUGUCGGGAAGAGUUUGCUGUACUCUAUAAUCAUCUACGACAACACAAACCCGCGGUGGAUAAUACGAAUAUGCAAAAUAAUGUAAAUAAAUAUGACACAGUGCAGCUCAAACGACAUUUGGAGACAAAAGAAGAAGUACAACGUCAACAACAACAACAGCUCCAACAACAGAACCGUCAUACUGUCAUCACGAGCAAAGAUUAUGCGGAACAGACUUCCAUUAGUGCGGAAGAUAGUGACGAACUUGAUAUCGAUAGCAUCGAAAUACAUGACAAGUGCAAUAGUAGCAGCAAUAUGGAAGAUAAUGGCAUAGAGGAUGCACCAACAGAAAGUUAUCAUACCGAUGAGGAAGAGGAAGACGAUGAUGUGCCCCUGGAUUUAUCAUUGAGCGCCACCAUCACAAGAACAGCUGUAGUCAAACGCAAUCGUAACAGAAAUCGUACCUACUCCGGCACAGAUUCGGAUGACUCCAGUUCCGGUGUGGUUGAGGAGGACACAAAUCAGCUGAAGCCCGAAGAACGCGCCGCAUAUAAAAAGAGCUUAAUGAAGCGUUAUUAUACAGAAAUUCCAGUAAUCAAGCAAUCAACCAGCCCGGCACCUCACUUGCAACACCAUCAACAUCCGCAACAACACAAUCCGACAUCGUUUUCUGGUUCUGCUGCAAUAAUUAACAUUAAAUCGGAACAAAAUGUUGCACAUUCAACGCAACAUUCGCAACAUGUUGUGCAUAUGCAACAUGGCAGUGGAACCGGAGGAACGGCAAACAACCUGCAACCGCUGGCUAUUCCACACAGACCGUUGCUGCAUAAUUUACUUAGCGGUGGUCCAAUACACAACGCUCAUCACAGAAACUACAAUACUGCAACCACAGGCUCAUUUCCCCCAAGUCCCGCUGACAGUGGCGUUUCCGAUGUAGAUAGCUCGAGUUCUGGUGGACAACCAUGUAGUGAUGAAGUCAAAGCAAGGCUGGGGCUACCACCGCAUUGUCCUCCGCAUUCAACGCAUAUGGCAUCCGGCACGUUCUUGCAUCCAAAUCUCUACCAAAACUCUUCGUCAUUGCGUAACAUAUGGAACCGUAGUGUUGGAAUGCCAGAAAGCUAUUAUCACACACUCAACUCCAAUGGUAACGCUCUCAAUAAUGGCGGAAAUGUUGGUAACAAUGGUGGAGGUGCGAGCAAUGCUCCUGUGAAUGGUCUCACAAGUAACGGUGCAUAUGGAACAUCGCCGUACUUUACAACACCUUCGCCACCACGCACAAGCGGCAAUUUAAACAAUCACCAUCCACUACAUCAUCAACAGCAUUCUCUGCAUCACCUACAGCAUUCCAAUGUUUCCAAUAGCAGUGUAGGCUCCACGAGCGGUGGUGGCCUAUCUGCCAGCGGAGUACUACACCAGCAAAGUGUGAUACAACCAGCAACGUCAAGCGUCAAUUAUGAUCUCUCCUACAUGCUAGAAUUGGGCGGCUUCGCACAUCAGCGCAAAGUGAAAAAACCGCGUAAACCAAAAAUAGAAAUGGGUGUCAAGAGACGCAGUAGAGAGGGUUCCACAACAUAUCUAUGGGAAUUUUUACUUAAACUGCUGCAAGAUCGUGAAUAUUGUCCGCGUUUUAUUAAAUGGACCAACCGGGAGAAGGGUGUAUUUAAAUUGGUAGACUCAAAAGCCGUUUCGCGUUUAUGGGGCAUGCAUAAAAACAAACCCGACAUGAACUACGAAACAAUGGGGCGUGCACUACGCUACUACUACCAGCGGGGCAUAUUGGCUAAAGUUGAUGGUCAGAGAUUGGUCUAUCAAUUCGUAGAUGUACCAAAGGAUAUAAUAGAAAUCGAUUGUAACGGCGUGUAAACCAACUUACCAAACUGCAUUCACACAAACUUACAACAGUCAAACAAAAACGUAAACGUCUUGAGCCCCCAAGUUCUUCGAACGUUAGCAGUAUAGCAGUCGUAAGCCCCUCCCCCACAAAUAAUGUACAAAGCCGUUAGGUAAAUAUGCAACGAACGCAUAUAUCCGCUACACAUUAUCACAUUUAGUUUUGUGCUGAAUUACAGGGACAUUGAGGAAUACGAGUACAGUCGUUAAAAGCUCGGAUUCAAUCAAUCGGCUCAUUAAUAAUGUAAGGCAUGAAAUUUUGUGCACACACACACACACAUUUACUCACAAACGCCCGUAAAUAUGUGCAAUCUAACUGUUACUCUUACUGUUACUGUUAAUGAAACUAAACGUACGUACAUGUGUGUGUGUGUGUGUGUGUGUGUGUAAGCGUGUGAUUACCGAAUACGCUGAAAGCGAAGUUAAAUGAAGGAUUUCAAAUUAUUUACAUACUCUUCUAUGUGUACUCGUAUGUGUGUAUAUGUAUUAGUAUUUUGUAUGUAAUGUUGUAUAGCAGAAUUUUUUUGUAAAUGUUGAUUUUUUCUAAGUGAAAAUCUAUGAAAUUAAUUUGUAUAUUUAGUUAAGAUACCAUUAGGCUAAGGGAAUGUUGGAUAUAGUGUUGUAAUAUUGUAAU